AUGCAUAAUUAAAGAAGGAAUAGGAAAAUUAUUGAAGAUGAAGAAUUAGAGGAUUAAUUUUCUAAAUUCUAACUUUUAGGAAAUUAGAACUCCUCAUCAUAAAAAAAAUCCUCUCCUAAUAAGCAAUUAUGUCCAAUUUGCUUAGAAUAAUUAACUUCCCCUUUAUCCUAACUUUAAUGUAACCAUCUUUUUUGCUAAAUAUGUUUUGAUUAAUUUAUGAAGGUGACCAAAAAAUUAUAGUGCCCCUUAUGUAGAUAACCAUUUUAAUACGUAUUAUUUUUAUAAUCUUUAGUAUGAUAUUUAUAUUAAUUAAGAUGGAGUUUUGGUAUGGAUAAAAAGAUCUGAAAAUUUCUUAGAAAAAAAUACAUAAGAAAGCAGUUCUUAGCAAGAUGAAAGCAUAUUUUAGGAAAGCUUUUUAAACACACCUUCAUAAAGUAUAGUAAGUGCCACAUUUUCUGAAGUUUGUUAAGUUUGUCUGUGUAAUGAAAAUGAUGAUUAAAUGAUCUUUUGUUUAUUAUGUAGAAAUCUAAUCGGACAUGAUUAUUGUAUUUAAGAUGAUGAGAGAAUUUUAGAGUUAUGUAAUAGUUGUUAGAAUUAAUGA
This is a messenger RNA of Paramecium primaurelia, 601 nucleotides long. The record is from the annotation of a GenBank genome assembly. NCBI's taxonomy places the organism in Eukaryota, Ciliophora, Oligohymenophorea, Peniculida, Parameciidae.